Electrophorus electricus (electric eel) is the source of this 4913-nucleotide messenger RNA. NCBI's taxonomy places the organism in Eukaryota, Metazoa, Chordata, Actinopteri, Gymnotiformes, Gymnotidae. The record is from RefSeq and is a predicted model, not a curated record.
UCCGAAAAAUGGUUUUGCAUUUUUAGAAAAGUACUUUUACAGUGCAUUUAUAGUUAUUUUAGUCACAAAUAUCAAUUAUUUGAACAUGUAACCAACCAUUUAUUUACAAUGCACACUUUAUUGAGGGGAAAACAAAGGAAUUAGUUGACAUGCUUUUAAACAUGCUUUCUGGAUGACACAGGAGUUUUGCUAACAGCACUGAGAAAAUUGCAACCAUCUUCUACUUUAACCUUGUAAAAAUAAACCAAAGAUGCCUGAGACUGACCAAGACACAUUUUGAACAGUCAAAUAUAUGUAUUAUUAGAUCCGGUGUUGAAAAAAAAGCUAAAAAUCGAAGUUUAAUUCUUGAAGAGUUCAACAUGCUAACGGCACCCAUUCAGACCUUAAAGCGACCGUUCCGGGACGUAGAGGGUUAACGCCAGAGCGCGCGUGUAUCGGUAGAGCUCUACUGUAGUGAAGAGCUAACAGCCAAUGAAAUCCGCGCACCGAGUGACCCGUCCUUUUGCCACGGAAGGCUCCUUGUUUUUAUAACAAUGAAACAAUAUAUGUGGAUAAACGACCAUUAACAGACCAUGAGGCGACGUCUUACAGACAUUGAUCGAUGUCUUAUUUCAGAAACCCAGAGCUACCGACCAGGUUGGCUUGGAGUGUUUAUCCCUGAUCACAGCUUGCUGCUGUCACAAAAGGACAUCUAGUUUAUUGAAUCCUCCAGUAGUGCAUACAUAGUUGUGAACCAAAAUAACCAGCAGAGAAGAUUUGGAAUUUAUAUUUUGUAAAUAAGUUUUGGUCAUGAACAUGAAUUCAGUUGGUUUACAACAAAAUUUCAUCUUGUUUGUGGAAAAUAAGGCCAAAGCGGCAAACGUCAACAGGCGUCUCUGUUGUGAGAAAUGUCGUUUCUCGACCAAGGACGUUGAUCUAUUCGAAAGGCAUGUGGCCCACCACGAGGAAGUGACCUUCUCCUGCACACUCUGCAGCCACGUCUCGUACUCCAGGGUGGAGUCUCAACGGCACAGUGUUACACACAAAGGCUCAUUCCCGUAUAGGUGUAAUUGGUGUGACUAUGGAGCUGUGAGGAGGGACUACAUGGUAAAACACAUUCAGCGAAUACAUGGGAAGGCUCCAGAUGGAAGUUUCACCACUGAUUGUGCUCUACCUACUACAAAAAUAGAACACCUGUCUCAAAAAAGAACUACAGACCUUUGCCUUGACAACCAAAGAAAAUUGGUGAGCUCUUCAACAGGAAGGAAGUCCAAUCAGUUCCUUCAUGUAGGUCAGUCAAGGGUCAGUGCACCAUAUAUUGUUGCCAAACCUGUUCACCAAAUGAUCAGUAGCCAGACUCAUCUUAUUUCCAGUACAGCUGAUCAUUCAGUUAACAGCACAGCUUGUGUCUUACCUAUUACUAAAACACAGAUCUAUAGUGUUCCUGGUACUGCUCAUGCAGUGACUAAAGUUACACAAGACAUUAGUAACCAGCCAAGUGUUAUUGCUGAUGAAGCAGGUCAGAAUGCAGGUAAAACCACUGAGUAUAUCAAUAGACCUGCAGGAAAAAUGUCCUUGGAAAAAAAUGUUACGCCAAAUGCAUUUCCCAGGGUUCAUUUUGGCAUCUAUGCAGAUCGCACCAUUCAGCAGAGGCCACUGCUUCAGAGUCAGGUGAAAGCUACUGCAGAGAAGAUGGUAAUUCAGUCAAAAACAGUCCCAAAAUUUCAGGUUGGUCUGCCAGCUGUAAAUAAUGCUCCUCUAAAGACAUUUCUCAGCAGCACUUUGCAGGUCGUGGAGCCCAGGACUGCUGAAGUUCGUAAUGUGGCGGAGGCUCCAGCUGUUCAGAGGCCGGUUCAUUCAGGAGCUGUACGGAAUAUUCCAGUGGUCCAUGAAGUGCAAAGGUCUUCUGGAGCACAUCCCAGCAUGCUAGUGGAGCAGUUUGGGCCGGGAGCAUCAUCCUCUGCACAUGGGACUCGGAAUAUAGAAAAGCUGAAUGUAGCAAAGACUCAUCCCAUCCUUGCGAAGCCACCCUUAGAGAAGUUUAAGUCAAUUACACAGUCCAGUGUCCAAGUAGAAUUGCUAUCACCUUUAAACCAGCCAAUCCAGCACAACAGACCCCUGACAGUAUCAUGCCCUGAAGAGAUUACCAUUCCUGCAGGCUGCCUUGUUGAAUUGGUGGAGGUAAAAAAUGUCAGUGGAACUCGAGAAUUGGAGCUUCGGUUAGUCCCGCAGCUGCCAGGUGGCCCUCCCCUGGGAGAGUCAAAGAGCGCCACUGCAGCUGGUACAGCAGGCCGGCUCUCCUUCAAAUGUAGAGUUACUACCGAGGAGGAUCAACCAGAAAGACUGGACCGUGGAGUUUGCACCACACCGGAAAAUGGUGUACCUGAGCCUCAGAUCAAGGAAUCUCAUAUAAAGGCACAUUCUACAAAUAUCACAGUAACUAUAAAAGAUGAACCUGAGGUAAAUGAAAGGGUGCUUUGUUCCAAGGCAAGUGUAAUGCAGACACCAGGAUCUUCGAAUGUGGGAUUCCACGGUGCAUGGAGGUCAUUAGAAAAACCAGCACCUAAUCCUUCAGAAUCACAAAGGUUUACUCAUCAGCCAUGUACUGUGCACAAAUUUGUUACCAAUACCACAGAACUGGUUAGUCCACUACUACAGCAGAACAGUGCAGACAAGACCACUACCUGGAAUGCAGCUAGCAAGAACAUUAGAGCUGAAGGUCUAGAGUGUGACCGAAGAGCUCUGCCGGCAUUACCAAACAAACGUGAAGAAGCAGAGUCCAGUUACCAGGGCCUUCCUGUGAUCUCAUCGGUCUUCUCUCUGUGCCCUGGUCCUGAAGCAAUUCUAAAUCACAUUCACACCAGAGUAGGGAUUUUACAUAAAUGUGCUGGUGAGGCCCUGACAUCUUCAAAUUUAGGAUCAAAUGGAAAUGUAAAAAAUACAGAUAUCUUAGCAUGUAGACAUGAUCUGAAAACAGAGGAGGAAACUGGACCAUUGAGUAAAAUUGUUCAAAAAUGUAGUCAGAGCCUAAAGGAGAAUGAGGAUAAACUUACGAUAAAUGAAGAUACGAAGAUAUCUGAAGGGUUAGUAUCUGAGACACUAGGUGACAUAUUAGAGAAGAGUUCCCAAACAUGUGCUAAUGAUCUGAAGCACAGGAUUACAACUGAGCAGUGUAGUAGUUUGUCAGAUGCUCGACAGGAAAUAGCAUCAGAUCCUGCAUUGAAUAAGGGUUUUACCACACAACCCAGCGAUGAGUUAAAAACCAAGCUGGAGGCAGAUAUCAGUUUGCCUGAGCAGAGAGAGAAUUCUCAUGCCUUAUCCAUGAAUCCUACAGUAGCUUUGGUCAGGAUUCCAAGCCUGGAAUUUUAUUCAGUUUUAGAAUCUGCAGAGAAGAUUUCGGAGAAAUUAGUUGAGGAAGAAAGCAUAACGGCUCGACCAGUUCUCUGCUGCACCUCGAACCAGCAAAACCUGCAGGGAACAGCCAUAAAGCUGGUUCUGAAGAGAAAACGGUCUGAAACAGAAAACAAGGAUUCAGCGCAAGAUGUCCAGCCAGGUCUGUCACACAUGGAUAUACAUCACCCACACAAAAAACACAAAAAAGGAAAGAAGAGGGCUAAGAAACACAGGUCAUCAAAGGUCAGGUUAGAUCUUCAACAGAUCUUACAGAAAGGUAAAAUGGCAAAGCUAUGGUUAACCCCAUUAAAAGAAGAUCAGCUGGUCAAACUUCCUGGACCAAACCAACCUGUUGUGGUUCUGAACCACCCAAACCCUCUAGUACAGAUGGUGAGUGCAGGAGUUCAGACUCUGAAAGACUAUAAAUGGAUUGCAGCAGCCCAUGACUUCUGUCCCCAGAGUAGAAUCCAACCCAUAAGUCAAUGUCCUUCAUUCAUAAUGAAACUAAAGAAAGUCCAGGGGCAGAAAUAUCAAGUCACAGAACUUGUUCUAAAAGGAGUCUCUGAAAAAAUGGUCUUGUAAGAAAAACUUUGUGGUUUUUUUUUUUUUUUGGAACAUUAGAAUUUUUUUUAUAUAUACUGAUAUUUCAAUCAGUAACCUACUGGUGUUGUUGCUCUUUUUAUGAUAUUUAAUAUCACUACUGUGCUGUUACUACUGUUAAAAACUGCUUAAAGGGCAAGAACACUAAAUAAAACUGUUCUUUUUUAUUUGUUCAUAUGUAUCUGUAAGAACCUUCCAGGGGUUCCCAUCUUCAUUUUCUUCAUAUUUUUAUAUUGUAUUUGUUUUUUGUACUUUUUAAUUGUCUACUACAAGAAUGUUACCUUCAAUAACUGAAAUAAUUGUUUCCUGUAGACAUGUUACAGUAUUCAUCCCCUGCUUCAGAUAUUACAAAGUGUUUAUGUAACUGCAGUAUAACAACAUAAAAAUAAUUUGAUGUAUAUGUUGUAAUUUUGCAUUUCUAAUACUCAGGCUUGGGGGUUUGCGAGUGCGGUGCAGUAUUUUCUGUGCUCCCAGGAUUGAGCUCUUCUGGACUGAGAUUCAUGAUGUCAUUUCUGAGACCUGUUGGAGCCACUGCUCCGUCUUAGAGUUCACAGCCCCAAAUGCAUGAAUAAUAAAACACCUUACUCGUAUUUGAGCGUUAAAUUAAUGGAAGCACUAGUCAGUGUGUGGAUGAAACAGGAAGAGGUUUGGUUGAGCUCUGUUUUUCUGGCAGCUUCAUAGGUAAAAAUACAGAGCCUUUCUUUCUUCUUCAUGUUAUCAAUCAGUCAUUAUAGUCAUUAUAUUGAUCUCUAGUGGCCUGGAUGUUUCAGACAUUUUGUACUAAAUCUGUUUUAAGCAUGGCCAACUUCAUAUGGAGGAUUUGAUUUAUGGAGUGUAAAUGGGUUAAUUCGGGGACUACAAAGCAAUCUGAUUCCUCAACUCAUGUGAGCUGCACUUUAUAGAAAAAUGCAAAAAUAAAUGAUCACUCUUAAUACACAGUA